Molecule: messenger RNA, 3973 nt
Organism: Rhinichthys klamathensis goyatoka
Lineage: Eukaryota; Metazoa; Chordata; Actinopteri; Cypriniformes; Leuciscidae
Gene: lcor
Product: ligand dependent nuclear receptor corepressor
Exons: 7
Coding region: 49-1902 (617 amino acids)
Biological process (GO): regulation of transcription by RNA polymerase II
Cellular component (GO): nucleus
Molecular function (GO): DNA binding
Source: RefSeq, a predicted model, not a curated record
GGAAGCUCCCAGUAGAAGGUGCGCGCCCGCGGGAGGGGCCGAUAGAAAAUGGCGAGUCUGUGCAGAAGGCAGCAAUGCACGAUCGAGAGGCGCGGCUUUCGGCAGGAACUUGAUUCGUGGCGGCAUAAACUCAUUCACUGUGUAGGGUUUGAAAGCAUUUUGGAGGGGCUGUUUGGACCAGGACUCGUAAAAGAUCUUACCUUCUUUCAAGAUUGUGAGCCUGAGGGUGUGUCAGAUUGGUCGUUUAAUGAAAAUUGUCUCUUUUGCUGCUUAAGACGUGAAAAAGUGAAGGAAAAUUUGGUUGGUUUGAACAACCAAGUGUUAUCAGAAGCGGACAGCUUCAAGCAAGAUCAGUCCAAAAUUAACAAACUCGAGAGGCAAGCAGAGGAUUUCCUCAAUGUUGUCUUCUAUAGAAAGGCAGACCUCCCAAAAUUUACAGACCCCCACAUUCCUCUAGUGGCUCGUGAGAUCAUGCAGCGAAUGAUCCGACAGUUCGCUGCCGAAUAUACCUCAAAAACCAGCUCAACUCAGGACGUACCCCAACCCCAGUCCCAGCCCAACGGCACCAAGGACCAAAGCCUGCCGAAAGCGCCCUCGCUGGACCCGGACGCCUCCACACCCGCUCCCGGCACCGGCGCCGCUGCCUCCGCACAGAACCCCGUCCUCAGCAAGCUCCUCAUGGCAGACCAGGACUCCCCGCUGGACCUCACCAUCAAGAAACCCGAGACGCCAGAGCCCAGCGAACAAGAUGGAGUCCUUGACCUCUCAACUAAGAAGAACCAUAGUCAUGGUAGUGUCUCAAUGAAAAGCUCUCAUGGUUUCUCAAUCAUGCCCACAGUUAAGGGGCGUUCCCAGAGAGCUGAUCACAACUAUCGAGAUGUUGACGAUGAGGAUGGCUUGCCACCGAGAAGCUUGCAUGAUGGGAUAAGGGAGAACUGUAUAAGUUCUGGACCCCUCAAGCCACCGUUGGCCCGUUCACUCCUUAUAAAAGAGGAACUCCUGAACCAGAAACAUCGCCUCCUCGGCCAACCCACACCUCUUUCUUUGGCUAGCCUAGAGUCCGUGGGUCUCCUCAACAGCCAAGCCCAAUCCCUUCUUUCACGUGAGGGAUCAUGGGGAAAAUCCCAUCUAGACAGCCUCCUGAAGCUCAAACAAAUUGGCGGGAAUCUCAGUGACCUAAGCGACCUGCCUCUCUUCCAGGAGAACCUAGGCCUGUUCACCAAGGGCACAAAGUCCCAUGACACUGGCUCCAUCACGGUAAAGAAAGAACCAGGACAUUCCCCUCCAGUAGACUUGAAAAUCCCGCAAGUCAGAGGCAUGGACCUGUCCUGGGACUCCCAUGGGAACGCCUCGGAUCUCUAUAGUUACAGCUCUAUAACGAUGGGAAACGUGCACUCGGAGAAUGCGCUCAGUAGGAAGCUGAGGGUCAUCUUGCCAAAGCAGAGUCGCAGGGCCGCUCUGGGAGGCCUUCUCGAUGCAGGAGCGGUGGCCGAGUACUGGGGGGCAGACCUCGAACAGCCAACUCUGGGACCCCAGUACCCAACAUCAGACCCAGAGGCCGACCCAACAGGCUCCAAGCAACCCCGAAAGAAAAGGGGACGGUAUCGGCAGUACAACACUGAGAUUCUAGAAGAAGCCAUUGCUGUGGUGAUGGGUGGGAAGAUGAGCGUUUCAAAGGCGCAAAACAUCUACGGCAUUCCCCACAGUACCUUGGAGUACAAGGUAAAAGAGAGGAUGGGCACACUGAAGAACCCACCAAAGAAAAAGCUUAAACUGAUGAUGAGGGCCGAGGGGAAAGACUCUGGGAUCACCGGCGAAACCGAAUCCACGUCGACGCCCGCCACCACACCCAUCGCAACGCCAGUGGAUCUCUUGCAGGGGACAGGAGACAAAGUCGAGUAGAUUACACAGAACACCUCAUAAAAUGGAAACAGUUUUAGAUUCUGACAGAAACAAUUGAUGAUUUGGAAUUGAGGAUGGGGCUUUAAUUGUGCCAAUUUACUUGCAGUAUCUGGGUGAGCACAACUGCAGGGAUUGAUGGGAGGAUUUAAGCCUCAUAACUGGGGAUAAGAAACAAAUUGGCAGUUAUCAGUGGUCGCAUUGACACUGCAAGCAUUUGCUGAAGUUUUUUUACAACAUAAAGCAACAAAUGCGUACUAAAGCCAUAAGAGAGUAUCGACAGAAAGACAUUUUUGUUAAAAAACGAAAAGCAAGCAGAUCAACCCUUUGUUCGCCCCCUUCAUCAUGAACUUUGCUAGCUGUGCCGUUAAUGCUCAUGCGUUUUGGACGGCGGCCAUUUUGAGAAAUGAGAAGUGGGGUUUGAAGGGUUUCUGGAAAAAAAUAACCCUUCAAAAAUGAAUUCAUCUUCUCUUCUUGGUAGGUUUAUGAAAUAAUUCAUGAUCUUUAAAACUAAUUUAUUUCAAAUGGAGUUGACAAGGAUUCUCACCAGGGAUCAAUCCUAGGCCCGUUUUCUAUUAACAGGUAAAAACGAUUGCUUUCGACUCUUUGUAGUUUCCUCCUUUUAUAUUCUGCGCCAUUGAAACAGACUAAGAAUUAGACACGUCCAUUUUAAAACAAAAAACAAAUGAAGCUUAAGAUUAGUCAUUCAGGGAUGCAUGUUUGUGAUGUUGAAAAGAUUUUUUUUUUUUUUUUUUACUUUACUGUAUAACUAAACUUUUCUUUAACUCUAGCGCUUUCUUUUGCACUACACUUUCAGUCUGGCGCUCGCCAGAGCCUAAAUCUGGCAAUUAGACCUGAUUACCUCGACACUGCUUGCAUUACGCACUUACUGUUCUGUCUGGCAUACUACAUCAUACUCAUUUUACAGUACUCUACUCUUGGUGAGAGCCUCUCUCUUAAAAGGUUUCCAAAACCCAUGAAGGGACAAUGCCGACUUAAACCACACAGGACAGGAAAGUGUUUCAGAUUCACAUCUUUCUACUAAAAUGAAUCGAGGGAGGGUUCAUGCAGUCGAUUUUUGGCUGUUUCUGGCGGCUCCCUCGUCGCUGCUUAUAGUCAGUCACUGACGUGUAUAUUUAUAAAAAGAAAAGCAUUUUUCGCAGGGGGUUGGUUUUGGGGAGGGUGGAACAUAGGUGGGGGGAAAUGUAGGUCGGGUUAUGACCAUGUGACCCGGUUAUAUUAUACAUUUGCGUUCUUUCAGAGAGCCAAUUGUUGUCUCUGAAUAGAUUCUUUUCCUCAUGUAAAACUCAGGGCAACUGAGACAAAUAUAGCGAUCAUGUUUUUAGAGAAACAAUGCAUCUUACCUACUUGAACUGGAACCCGUGACACACUCUCAGUAAAUGAGUUGGGUCAGGGGCAGGGCUUUAUACCGGGCGUUAGUUGGGUCGAGCUGAGCCAUGGAUUGCAGAUAUUGGUGGGAUGUUAUCGUUCGAAACACCUGGCCAGGUGGGAAUUUUCGGAGAUCUCUCUGAAAAUAGCACUUUGUUUAAAAAUAAAAGCGAAUAUGUUUGGGGGCGCGUUUUAAAGUAGCUUUUGCAGUAGCAGAUAGCAUAAAGGAGACUUGCGAGAUCAAAGGGGGAUCAUUUCAGCGACCCCCGCCGUCCUGCAGCUUAGACCCAAACAUGCUCAUUUUGUUUUGAAAAGAUUACCUCUUUAAUAUACAGUGGUCGACAGCUUGAACUCUCAGAUUUGUCUAGUGUUGCCUAACUGGUUAGUGUCACAUUGCCCCUCUUCAAAUCUAAACCGUGUCACCUGAUGUAUAUAAAACUGAAAAAGCGCGUAGAUCUGUGAAGAUUUCAAAGACAAGGCUUUUGGAAUGGCAUGCUCCACUUUGGUGUUGUUUGAAGGGCAUUCUGGUAUAUCACUGCCUGGUGCUCACCCAGUCUGUGACAAAAAUGAUACUUCAGACUUCAGGGUUUCUGAUGAUGAAACUGACUCUAUGAAAUGUACCUUUUAUUUAUUUCAUUAUUUAAUUUCAAUCAUUUAAGUAAAUGGCAUGCACCAGUUCAGUGGA